AUGUCGUUUUCUGAUUCUGAUUCGUCUUCUCAUGGCGGAGCUACAGAGUACAAAAUUUUCCGACAAGUCAGCCGUGACCGGUUAUUGCACGAAAUGCUUGGAUCUACCAGAACAGAGAAUUCCAAGUCUUGGAAGGUGCUUAUCAUGGAUAAAGUGACAGUGAAAGUCAUGUCCCAUUCAUGUAAAAUGGCAGAUAUCACAGACCAAGAAAUUUCGCUGGUGGAAGACCUUUUUCGGAGGAGAGAACCAUUGCCGUCCAUGGAUGUUGUUUAUUUCAUCCAGCCAACAAAAGAGAAUAUAGUCAUGUUCCUGUCUGACAUGUCUGGAAGGGAGCCGUUAUACAGGAAAGCAUUCGUAUUUUUCAGUUCACCUAUCCCAAAGGAACUUGUAAAUCACAUCAAGAGUGAUACAAGUGUUUUACCCCGCAUAGGUGCACUGAGAGAGAUGAAUUUUGAGUACUUUCCUAUAGAUAGUCAGGCUUUUGUCACUGAUCAACAAAGGGCGUUGGAGGAGCUCUUUGGUAAUACUGAGAAUGCUCGCAAAUUCAAUGCUUCCAUAAACAUAAUGGCAACUCGAAUUGCUACGGUUUUUGCUUCUUUGAAGGAGCUCCCAUAUGUGCGUUAUCAUGCUGCUCAGUCAGAUGACUCAACAGAAGCAUCACCUCGUGACUUAAUUCCUACAAAGCUUGCUGCUGCUGUUUGGGACAUAAUUUCAAAUUAUAAAUCUUCUAUUCCCAACUUUCCGCAGAAAGAGACAUGCGAACUGCUCAUCUUGGAUAGAUCUGUUGAUCAGAUUGCUCCGGUCAUACAUGAAUGGACAUACGACGCUAUGUGUCACGAUUUAUUGGAUAUGGACGGGAACAAAUAUAUGCAUGAGGUUCCUAGCAAAACUGGCGGCGAUCCUGAGAGAAAGGAGGUGCUUUUGGAAGACAACGAUCCAGUCUGGCUUGAGCUUCGUCAUACACACAUAGCAGAUGCUAGUGAACGGUUGAGCGACAAGUUUACCACCUUUCAAUCAAAGAAUAAAGCUGCACAGCUCCAACAGAGUGCAAGAGAGGGCAAUGAGUUGUCUACGCGGGACUUGCAGAAGAUGGUUCAAGCUUUGCCACAAUACACUGAACAAGUUGAAAAGAUUUCUCUCCAUGUUGAGAUUGCAGGGAAAAUUAACAAAAUUAUCAGGGAAACAGGACUUCGAGACCUCGGGCAACUGGAGCAGGAUCUUGUUUUUGGAGAUGCAGGAGCCAAGGAUGUCAUCAAUUAUCUGAGGACAAAUCAGGAUACAACGCCUGAAAAUAAGUUGCGUCUUUUAAUGAUUUAUGCAUCUGUAUAUCCUGAGAAGUUCGAGGGAGACAAAGCUACUAAACUAAUGCAGUUGGCAAAAUUAUCACGGGAGGACAUGAAGGUUGUGAAUAAUAUGCGGUUGCUUGGGGGUUCAUCAGAGUCCAAGAAGACAUCUAGUAGCUUCUCGCUGAAGUUCAAUGCUGCGAAGACGAAGGGAGCAGCGAGGAAGGAUCGUACUGGUGAGGUGGAAACAUGGCAACUAUUUCGAUUCUAUCCCAUGAUAGAGGAGAUCAUUGAAAAUCUUAGUAAAGGUGAAUUACCAAACAACGAGUAUUCAUGCUUGAAUGAACCUACUCCGGCUCCCCAAGGGGGCAGUGUGAGAGGCCACAGUUCAUCGGCGCAGACAAGCCAAUCUACCAGUGCUCCUCAUUCAAUGAGAUCAAGGCGGACUGCUAACUGGGGACGGGCUCGGCAUUCUGAUGAUGGAUAUUCAAGUGACUCAGUUUUGAGAGGUUCAUCUACUGAUUUCAAGAAGAUGGGGCAACGUAUCUUUGUAUUUAUGAUUGGUGGGGCAACUCGAUCUGAGUUACGAGUUUGUCACAAGCUGACGACGAAAUUGAGAAGGGAAGUAAUCCUGGGUACUACUGGUCUCAUUGAACCCCCACAGUAUAUUACGAAACUGAAGCUGCUAUCAGAAAAAGAGCUAGCAAUGGAUGGCCUUGGAAUCUAAACUACAAUCGCAAUGAAUACUCAAAACGUACCUUUGCUCGA
Messenger RNA from Pyrus x bretschneideri (Chinese white pear), 2051 nucleotides. RefSeq names its product protein transport Sec1a. Gene Ontology annotation, cellular component: plasma membrane; secretory granule. The transcript has 21 exons. The record is from RefSeq and is a predicted model, not a curated record. Gene Ontology annotation, molecular function: syntaxin binding. Bases 1 to 2010 code for a protein of 669 amino acids. Lineage: Eukaryota; Viridiplantae; Streptophyta; Magnoliopsida; Rosales; Rosaceae. Gene Ontology annotation, biological process: intracellular protein transport; vesicle-mediated transport.